UGCACUAAAGAUAGGCCCAUUCUGCAGGCCCGCAUCACAUUUGAUAGCCACGUGGGCGAGUUUACCAUUACGCACGCCCACAGCCGUCAAACGAAAAAUCGUCAUAUUCACCGUUCCCGGAUGCACCGGGAUAUCAUAUCACUCCACUCUGUUUCUCCGGCCACCGCGGCCUUUCCCUCUUCAAUCCGAAUCUCUGAUUCUUCCACCUUUUUCCACUUCUCUGUUUCCCUCCGUUUAUUCGUGUUUUCUGGGUUUCUCAAUUUGUCCGUGAAUUGAAUUUCCCCCCUUCUUUCCUUCCUUCCUUCUUGAACAUGACUGAUUGGCAGACAUUACUGCAAUCCAUCUUACUGGCCCUCAUCUUCUCUUACCUCGUCGCGAAGCUCAUUUCCAUCGUCGUCUCCUUCAGAGAUGACAACCUCACGAUUACGCGCAAUCCCUCCCCGGCGGCAGCAUCCAGUCGACCCUACCAGCAACUGAAAUCCCGCGACGAAGUUCGUGGCUCUAGGGAUUUUCCCGCCGGUUCCAACGAGACCGAUUCGGUCGCUGCCGAGCUGGGUAGCAUCAGGAACGAGAGCGUGGCGGGAAUCGGUGACGAGGACGGCGUGGAUACCGAUGACGACGACGACUGGGAAGGCGUGGAGAGCACCGAGUUGGAUGAGACGUUCAGUGCGGCGACGGCAUUUGUUGCGGCGGCUGCUUCCGACCGGCUGUCGCAGAAGGUGCCGGCGGAUGUUCAGUUGCAGCUUUAUGGGCUGUAUAAGAUCGCCACCGAAGGACCUUGCACUGUUCCGCCUCCUUCUGCUCUCAAGAUGACGGCUCGCGCUAAGUGGGGAGCGUGGCAGAAAUUGGGUUCUAUGCCGCCAGAAGAGGCGAUGGAAAAAUACAUUGACAUUGUUUCACAGCUUUAUCCUACUUGGGAUGCUGGUUCAUCUGGGAAAACUAGGGUCAGAGAUCGCGAUGGACGGAGUUCUGAUUCCAAAGGACCCAUGGGACCAGUUUUCAGUACCUUCGUUUAUGAGGAGGAAUCUGGGAAUGAGUUAAAAAUGGAUGCUGUCCACGCAUUCGCCAGAGAAGGAGAUGCAGCUAGUUUGUCGAAAUCUAUUGACCAUGACGUUUCUGUCAACUUGAAAGGUUUGUUUCUGUCCUUGUUUCCUACUUCAUCUUUCGCAUAAUCAGAUUAUACCUAGUGUUACGUUAACAUGGACUUCGAAGUUGUAUCUCUAUUGUUUUAGAAUCUUUAGUCAACUACUAAUCACCAUUGAGUGAGUUGACACUUGACAGUAAUCCCCAAAAUGUUGUUGGAGAAUCGUACCUAAACUGAGCAUGGUGAUCGAUUCAGAUAGCGAAGGGCGGACUCCUCUGCAUUGGGCUGUGGAUCGUGGUCACCUGAAUAUCGUGGAACUCCUCGUUGGACGAAAUGCUGAUGUAAAUGCAAAGGACAGCGAAGGGCAAACUGCACUGCAUUACGCUGUUGUCUGCGAGAGGGAAGGUAUCGCUGAAUUUCUAGUGAAGCGAGAUGCCAACGUAAAUGUAAAGGAUAACGACGGCAAGUCUGCCAGGGAUUUAUGUGAGUUGAAUUGGUCUUGUCUCCAGACAGCAGGAGUCCAAAAGAACGACUAACUAAUGGUAGUUUUAUAGCUAAUCUUUCGUUAUGCAUAUAGAUAGCCUUAGAAACUUUAGACAUGUUAGUGUUGUUGGGAUUUUGAAUGGUUAGAAUGGAAACGAAAUGGGAAAGAUUCAAGAGAAUUUUUUGAAGAACCAUA
This is a messenger RNA of Linum tenue, 1763 nucleotides long. The record is from the annotation of a GenBank genome assembly. Lineage: Eukaryota; Viridiplantae; Streptophyta; Magnoliopsida; Malpighiales; Linaceae.